Messenger RNA from Cannabis sativa, 1433 nucleotides. RefSeq lists its product as uncharacterized. The record is from RefSeq and is a predicted model, not a curated record. Bases 225 to 1292 code for a protein of 355 amino acids. Lineage: Eukaryota; Viridiplantae; Streptophyta; Magnoliopsida; Rosales; Cannabaceae. The transcript has a single exon.
UACUCUCUUGAAAAGAGAGUAAGUAACUAACCUCCUUAUAAGUUAAAAUCCCAAUCACCCUCCUUACACUCUCUCUAUUUCUAUAAAUAUAUAUAUAAAUAUAUUUCAUUCAAUCCAAAAACCCUAGAAACCAAAGCCCAAAACAAAACCCCUCUCUAAUAAUAAUUACAUAUAUAUAUAAAAAAAAAUAAUUAUUUUUGUAAUAAUAAUAAGAAAACGACAAAAUGUCCCGCCCUUCCUCUCCAUUCCCUUCUUGUUUUCGCCCUUCAGGUGAACCACACGCGCCACCUCCUCCACCGCCUCCAAACUCCGGCAACCCAAACCUAACAACCUGUCUGUACCACACCGAUGUUGCUCUCUUCUCUCUCACCUGGUCCCGCUCCUUCAUGGGUCGCUCCCUUCACCUCCACCUCCUCCACCACGCCUUCAACUCUCCGCCGCCGCCGCCGCAGCACUCCUCCUCCUUCCAUCUCCAAAUCAAGCCAUUUCUCUUCUGGAAGAAGCACGGAUCCAAAACCCUCGCCCCUAAUAUUCGCGUCUACUGGGACUUAACCCGUGCUCGAUUCGGGUCCGGACCCGAACCGCAAUCCGGAUUCUUCCUGGGCGUGGUGGUCGACGGUGAGUUGACUCUUCUCGUUGGAGAUAUGGCGAAGGAGUGCUUCGCUAAGACCAAAGCAGAGACCCCAACGACUCCGCAGUCUCUGGUUCUGAAGAGGGAACACGUCGUGGCGAAGAAGAUAUACACGACGAGAGCGAGGUUUGGCGGGAAAAUGAGGGAUAUACAGAUCGAUUGCGGUGCGUAUGAAGAUUUCUCAAAGCUCAAUUUCAGUAUAGAUAACAAGAGGGUUUUGCAGAUUAAGCGUUUGAAAUGGAAAUUUAGAGGUAACGAACGAAUCGAGGUGGAUGGAAUUGGGGUUCAAAUCUCUUGGGAUGUUUACAAUUGGUUAUUCGAUAGCGAUAAACAUUACAACAACGAAGAUUGUGGCCGCCAUGCCGUGUUCAUGUUCAAGUUCGAAGACGAAGACGACAAUCAAUUUGGGUCAAACCAAAGUCAAAAAAAUCAGAAUGGGAUGGCUUUGUGGGCUCAAAAUCAGCUCUGGAAUUUGGGCAUGAGCGGAAUCGAGUGGAGAAAGAUGGGCAAAAGCUUGUCUUUUUCGUCGGUUUCUAUGUCGUCGGCGGCUUCUUCCGGCGGGAGUUCGUCGGUUAUGGAGUGGGCUAGCUUGGAGGAGACCGAGCUCAGUUAUGGUCCACCUGGGUUUUCUUUAAUGGUUUAUGCUUGGAGAAGAAGGUGAAAUUAUCAUUAUUAAUAAUUAAUUCAAUUUCGUAAUUAAUUAUCAUAGUUUUUUUAAUUAAUUUUUUUACUCCCCUAAAAUAGCUAACUCAAAUUUGUUUAUGAACAUAAAAAGAUAAUCAAAUCAUAUCAAUUCAAUUCA